Messenger RNA from Vicia villosa (hairy vetch), 3309 nucleotides. RefSeq lists its product as uncharacterized. The record is from RefSeq and is a predicted model, not a curated record. The transcript has 2 exons. Bases 1 to 3309 code for a protein of 1102 amino acids. NCBI's taxonomy places the organism in Eukaryota, Viridiplantae, Streptophyta, Magnoliopsida, Fabales, Fabaceae.
AUGGACAAGGAAUGGACAAAGUUAAAUCCCGCAAGUAUAGAGUACCAAAAUGGUCUUGAUUUUUUUCUAGAUUAUGCAUACACCAAAGGAAAACCCCGCGGGAAAGAGAUUUCAUGUCCUUGUUUAAAAUGUUAUAAUAGAAACUGGUUUACAAGGAAUGAAGUACGAAAUCAUUUAAUCGCAUUUGGAUUUCAAAAAGGAUAUGAUGUUUGGGUUCGACAUGGUGAGAAGAAACCAAAACCUGGUGAUCUUAAUGAUAAUAAUAUGAAUCAUGAAGAGGAUCAAAUUGACGAUAUUGGUGGAUUAUUGCAUGAAAGAUUUAGAGAUGUUGUACAAGAAAAAAAUGAAGAAAGUGUAGGCCUCAACGAAGAUGCAAAAAAGUUCUACAAUCUAGUCGAAGAAGCCAAACAAGAUUUGAAUCCGGGUUGCAAAAACUUCUCUAAAUUGUCAUUCACCAUUCAUCUUUAUUUAUUGAAAUGUCUUUAUGGUUGGAGCAACGUGUCAUUCAAUGCUCUCUUAGAGUUGUUGAGAGAAGUUAUGCCUUCAUUGAACAUCCCUGAUACGUUCAACAAAGCUAAAGGCAUGAUAAAGGACUUAGGGUUGGAUUAUAAAAAGAUUGAUGCUUGCCGUAAUGAUUGUAUGAUAUAUUGGAAAGACCACGAGAAUGAUACUUCUUGCCAUGUUUGCGGUGCUCCACGGUGGAACGAAGAUGUAAAAGAAAAUGAUAAAGUUGAAAAAAAUCAUAAGUCUCACAAAGUUCCUUCAAAAGUUUUGAGACACUUUCCCUUGAUUCCAAGACUUCAACGACUAUAUAUGUGUUCAAAGACAGCUAGCUCAUUAAGGUGGCAUGAUGAAGAGCGUUCAAAAGAUGGAAAGUUGAGGCACCCUGCAGAUGGAGAAGCAUGGAAAGAGUUUGAUAAAUGUCAUUCUGAAUUUGCUGAUGAGCCGCGUAAUAUAAGACUUGGAUUGGCCAGCGACGAAUUUAAUCCAUUUCGAACCAUGAAUUUGUCUUAUAGUACUUGGCCCGUGGUAUUAAUACCAUAUAACUUUCCACCUUGGUGGUGCAUGAAGGCUGAGUAUUCUAUGUUGUCUUUAUUAAUACCUGGACCAUUUUCACCCGGGAAUAAUAUUGAUGUGUACCUUCAACCUUUGAUAGAGGAGUUGAAAGUGUUAUGGGAUUUGGGUGUAGAAAAAUAUGAUGCAUCACUAAGUCAAACUUUCCAAAUGCGGGCAGCUCUCUUGUGGACUAUUAGUGAUUUUCCUGGGUAUGCUAUGUUGAGUGGGUGGAGUACAAAAGGGAAACUAGCAUGUCCUUGUUGUAAUUAUGACACUAAUUCAAUAUAUUUAAAGAAUAGUAAAAAGGUGUGUUAUAUGGAUCAUCGUGUUUUUUUGCCUGAGGAUCAUAAAUAUAGUUCAAAUACUCGGAAUUUCAAUGGGAGCAUAGAAGAUAGGCCACCACCAGAGUUGUUAACUUGGGAACAAAUAUCAGAGAAACUAAAGGACGUCAAUAAUGCUUUUGGGAAGUUGCAAAAGAAAAGUAAUAAUGGUCCAUGGAAGAAGAAAUCAAUAUUUUUUGAGUUGCCAUAUUGGAAGCAUAAUACUUUACGCCACAACCUUGAUGUGAUGCACAUAGAGAAAAACAUAUUUGAUAGUAUAAUUGGGACUUCGUUGGAUAUCCCAGGAAAGACAAAAGAUCAUAAAAAUGCACGUUUAGACUUGCAAGAGAUGGGUAUUAGAAAGAAACUUCACCCCAAAGAGGUAGAUCAAGGUAAAAAGUCAGUGUUUGCAAAAGCAUGCUUUUCCAUGACUCCAAAGGAAAAAACUACUUUUUGUUCUGUAUUGAAAAAUGCAAAAAUACCAGAUGGUUGUGCUUCAAACAUUUCAAGAUGUGUUCAACUUGGUGAUAAGAAAGUUAGUGGAUACAAGAGCCACGAUGCACAUUUCAUGUUGCAUUACUUGCUUCAGGUGGCUGUAAGAAGCACAAUGGCAAGCCAGGUUGCACACCCAUUAAUUCGUCUUUGUUCAUUUUUUCGUUGUUUGUGUCAAAAGGUGAUUGAGGUGGGAGACUUGGAUAUCUUGCAAUCUGAGAUGGCAGAAACACUUUGCCAAUUCGAGACAAUUUUUCCCCCGAGUUUCUUUGAUAUAAUGGUUCAUUUGCCAAUACAUCUAGUGAAUGAGGUAAGAAUGGGAGGACCUGUUCAAUUUCGGUGGAUGUACUUUCCAGAAAGAUAUCUAGGAAAAUUGAAGGGUUAUGUUCGUAAUAAAAGUCGUCCUGAGGGUUCUAUUGCUGAAGGUUAUUUGGUUGAAGAAUGCUUGACAUUUUGCUCUCGGUAUUUGCAUAGUGGUGUUGAAACAAAAUUCACUAGAAUGACAAGGAAUAGUGAUAAAUGUGAUCCUCGUGAGGUUGAACAUGAAAUUUCAAGAUCUUGUCAUAAUGUUGGUCAUCCUAUUGGAGGAAAGAGAAACGGUGAAUCAAUUUCUUUGGAUUGCAAAUCAAGGAGUUUAGCCCAUCGUUACAUCUUAUUCAAUCAUGAAGAUGUCCAAAAAUAUAUAAGUGAGCAUGAAAAUGCAAAUUCCAAUAAGAGAAAGGGGUGGAGCAAAGCAAAGAGUCAAGGGUUAGAUUUUGUUGAAUGGCUUAAGAAGCGUGCAUUGUUAAGUGAUGUAUCUGGAAACCUUAGGAAGCUAUCCAGAGGACCAAAUAGCAUUGCACGGAGUUUUUCUGGCUAUGUGAUUAAUGGAUAUAGGUUUCAUACAAAAGGACGUGAUGCUAGGCGUAAAACACAAAAUAGUGGUGUGACACUAGCGGCAAUAACUGAAAGUUUUUCAAGUAUAAAAGAUGAGAAUCCAAUAACACAAUCAAUAACUUAUUAUGGAUUGAUUAAAGAAAUAAUUGAGGUAGACUAUUAUGGUAAGUUGAAGUUUGUGUUAUUUAAAUGUGAUUGGUUUGAAGUUGAAAAGGAAAAAUAUGGAAUGACUUGUGUUUACUUCAACAAGAGAUGUUACAUGAGUGAUCCUUUUGUAUUGGCUUCUCAAGUGCACCAAUGCUUCUACAUUCAAGAUCCUUUUGAUUCAAAUAAACAUUAUGUUAUGAAGUCUAUUCCGAGGGAUUUUUUUAACAUGAAUGAUCAACCAAAUUCCAAUCCCCAUGAGCCGUAUAAUUGUGAUCUAUCAGAUCAUGCAGUGAAUCUAGCUUUGAGCGAUGAAAUUUGUGAGGCUGAAUUUGUUAGGAAUGACAUUCCACCCACAAUUGUUGAUAAUUUCAUACCUGUGCCAGAUGUUAUAGAAUCUGAUGACGAUUCAAAUUCAUAA